Messenger RNA from Phytophthora nicotianae INRA-310, 180 nucleotides. RefSeq lists its product as hypothetical. Lineage: Eukaryota; Oomycota; Peronosporomycetes; Peronosporales; Peronosporaceae. Bases 1 to 180 code for a protein of 59 amino acids. Gene Ontology annotation, molecular function: DNA binding. The record is from RefSeq and is a predicted model, not a curated record. Gene Ontology annotation, biological process: DNA recombination; DNA integration. The transcript has a single exon.
AUGGACCCGACCGGUUAUUCGACUCAUUCUGUGCGUAUUGGAGGGGCGACAGCAUUAUUAAAUGCUGGAGCGGAUCGUCUAGCUAUCAAGGUUAUGGGAAGAUGGCUAUCAAGCGCAUUUGAGGAAUAUCCCGUACUGACAGCCGAUGGAUCCUCAGGGUUAUCGAAACUCAUGUGCUAA